AGUCCCUAAACAAAAAUGGGCACCAACAUCAACUCCUUUCUAUUUCCUUGUUAUCUUCUAAUCUUAUUAUCUUCAUUUUCACAAACAUUGUCUUUAGAUCCUACAUACAACAACUUCCUUCAAUGUCUAAAAAACCAAACAAAUUCACCAACGAACAUCACAAACAUUCUUUAUGCACAACAAACACCAAACUACAAUUCCAUCCUACUAGCCUAUAUUAGAAACCUUAGAUUUGCAUACCCAACAACACCUAAACCACAACUUAUUAUCACACCCUUUAACCCCUCUCAAGUAUCCGCCACCGUCGUAUGCGCUCGCAACCUCGGCCACCACAUCAAAAUCCGUAGUGGCGGCCAUGACUACGACGGCCUAUCCUACACCUCGGACCACCCAUUCGUCAUCCUCGAUAUGCAAAACCUACAACGUAUCGAAGUAGACCCUAAGGCUGCAACUGCCUACAUUGAGGCAGGCUCAACUUUAGGUGAACUUUACUAUAGGAUACAAGAAAAAUCCAACACCCUCGGGUUUCCGGCCGGGGUUUGCCCUACCGUGGGUGUAGGAGGCCAUGUUAGCGGUGGUGGUUACGGCAACAUGAUCAGAAAACACGGGUUAUCCGUUGACCAUAUAAUCGAUGCCACAGUCGUUGAUGCACAAGGCCGGAUUUUAAACCGUAGCACCAUGGGUGAUGACUUGUUUUGGGCGAUACGAGGCGGCGGUGGGGCUAGCUUCGGUGUAGUGGUGUCCUACACCGUGAACCUUGUGCCUGUACCAGAAAUCGUAACCGUUUUCAACAUCCAGCGUUACCUUAAAGAUAACGCUACGGAAUUGGUCCAUAAGUGGCAGUUUGUUAUGCAAGAUAUUGAUCAUAAUUUGUUUAUCAGGUUAUUAUUACAGCCUGUAAAUGAUCCUCAGAUUAAGGGUAAAAGUACAGGCAGAGUUACUUUCAUGGCAUUAUAUUUAGGUGACUCUAAUACAUUAGUUACCCUACUAGGCGGUAAAUUUCCCGAACUUGGUUUAAAAAAGGAGGAUUGCAAAGAAAUGAGUUGGGGUAAAUCAACGUUGUAUUGGGCAAAUUUCGACAACAAUACUAAACCUGAAGUAUUGUUAAACAGGACCUUCACAGCUAACUAUUCGAAGCGAAAAUCGGAUUACGUGCAAACACCGAUGACAGUGUUACAGUUACAGCAAAUGUGGAAUAAGAUUGCUACUUUGGCCCAACCAGGGUUGGUAUUCAACUCAUAUGGUGGAAGAAUGAACGAGGUUCCGGCGACGGAUACGCCGUUUCCUCACAGGAAAGGGAACUUGUUUAAGAUUCAGUACUCUGAUAGUUGGCAUGAUGCAGGGCAAGAAGCUAAUGAUAAACAUAUUGGGUUAAUUAGGGAGCUUCAUAAUUUUAUGACACCAUUUGUUUCUAAAAAUCCAAGGGGUGCUUAUUUUAAUUAUAGGGAUAUUGAUAUUGGUGUUAGUCAUAAUGGGACUUACCAAGAAGGGGAAGUUUAUGGUAGGAAGUAUUUUAAGGGGAAUUUUGAUAGGUUAGUGAAGGUCAAGACUUUGGUUGAUCCUACUAACUUUUUUAGGAAUGAGCAAAGUAUUCCAACACAGAAAUAAUAAGUGGGUGUUACAAUGGAAUAAAAUCGGUUAGGAUCCGUACAAUGCAUGUUGAUUACUUAAUUAGUUUUAUAAGGAGUAUUGAAUAGUUUUAUAUUAAUUUACAAAGUGGGCAAAAAAUUAAAGAGUUUACUCUUUUUAUCCUAUAGAAAACUUCUCAUUUCUCUUAGGCAAGUGGUUUUAAUAAGAGGGUUGGUGAAUGCGAUUUUGUUCAGUAUAAGUUAAUUACAAAAUUAAUUAGGUGGUGAAAAUUCAAUAGUUUUUUCAAUUGUGGUAAGAGAAAGUGACGAUCAUAAUGUGUUUUAAUUAAGGGAGUACGGAGUAGUAAGAAGAUGAACAUAAAACAAUAGCAUUCAAAAGGAAAGCAUUAUUAUAUUAUAUAUGGACUCAAGUGAAAGGAGAAAAUUCAAAAGGAAAGCAUAUUAUAUGGACUCAAGUCAAAGGAGAAAUGAUUUUUAUUUUAUUAUAUUUUAUUUAAUUAUAUUUAUUUUUGGAAAUACAAGCGACAAAAGAAAAAUAAGAUUGAUUUUUUUGACACAUAGUUUUUUUUUUAUACUCCGUAUGAAAUAAUUCCUAAGAUAUUUUCAUGUAUUACUUUGACAUGAGUCACAUAACUAUAUAUAUCAAAAUUAAAUAAUUAGGCCAAUGAUUUGCAAUGUAGAUUAACAAUGUUCUUCAAAUAAACUUGGUUACUUGAUGGCUUUUUAUUUUUUUUUAUUUUUUUUUUGGGAGGGAACGUUACUUGAAAUGUUUGUUUCUAUCAAUUUAUUAUUCCUUUAGAUCGAUAUUUUCAAAUUUAUUUUGAAUCCAUAACCUAUUGACUAGUCCCAAAGUCGUAACAUAUAAAAUCUACUCCGUAACAUGGAAGGCUUAGUGGUAAGGAGUAUUUGGCCUAAAGUUGAUCAAAAUAUACAUGUUGGUUUAUUUAUUUGAACACAAAAUAUACAUGUUGGUUUUGAAUUGUACUGAGAAAAUAUUUACCAAUUUUAAGAAAUCAUAUGAACCUCAAAUUAAAAAAAUUUAUGAAAUUUAUAUAUUUGAAACUUAUAGCCUUACACAUAACACAAAUUCAGCAACACCUCAAUUAAUUUAUUUUUUCUUAUA
Chenopodium quinoa (quinoa) is the source of this 2712-nucleotide messenger RNA. Its product is annotated as berberine bridge enzyme-like 21. The coding region runs from base 16 to 1608 and encodes 530 amino acids. The record is from RefSeq and is a predicted model, not a curated record. The transcript has a single exon. Gene Ontology annotation, molecular function: FAD binding; oxidoreductase activity. Lineage: Eukaryota; Viridiplantae; Streptophyta; Magnoliopsida; Caryophyllales; Amaranthaceae.